This is a messenger RNA of Trypanosoma cruzi, 1020 nucleotides long. RefSeq names its product mucin-associated surface protein (MASP), putative. Bases 1 to 1020 code for a protein of 339 amino acids. NCBI's taxonomy places the organism in Eukaryota, Euglenozoa, Kinetoplastea, Trypanosomatida, Trypanosomatidae. The record is from RefSeq and is a predicted model, not a curated record. The transcript has a single exon.
AUGUCGAUGAUGAUGGCUGGCCGUGUGCUGCUGGUGUGUGCCCUCUGCGUGCUGUGGUGCUGUGGCGGCGGUGGCUACGCUGAGGAUGACGCUGACGUUGUUUCUGGUGGAGGUCCUGGUACCGGCAAGGGCGAAAAGAAUUCGGAAGAAUUAAGUUCUCCAGUUCCGGGAUUGCCAGAGAGGCAAGAAGAGCUAGCAGGAGGAGCAGCAGGAAGAGCAGCAGGAGGAAGAGGAUCUGCAGGUUCACAGGAGUUGAAAGAUAAUGUGGUGCCAAAUACGGACAGACAUGCCCCAAAUGAAGAGCAGGGAGCGAAUUUAGAUGUCGAUCCUCCCAAUCCAACUACGGAUCAAAAUAAAAGUGAAGACUCGAUGAAAGCCGGGGCUGGCACGAUAAAUCAGACAGCACCACCACCAGCAGGGCCUCCUCCUCCUCCUCCUCCUCCUCCUCCUCCUGUUCCUCCUGUUCCUCCUUCCCUUCCAGAAGCAGAAGGAGUUAAACUAACAAAAACACCAGAAAAGCAGGACAGUCCCGUCGACCACCACUCUACACAACAUCGUACAGUACCACAAAAAAAGGAACUGGAACAACAAGAACAGAACACCCAAGGCCAAAUAAUAAAAGAACAACACGAAUCAGAACGAAUUCAAGUGCAACAGGAAAAAGAAAAAGAAGAACAACGAUCAGAAGAACAACUGGAACAACGAGAACAUCUAGAAGAAGAAAUACGAGAUCAGCAAAAAAAAAAAAAACAGGAACAGCAGGAAGAAGAACACGAAGAACCACAAGAAGAGCACGAAGACAGCAUAAAACAAGGAAAAGAACAAGAUCAACAACAACAACAACAGCAUGAAAAUGCUGCGGAAAACAGCGAAGAACCCACAAAAAACGAAACUGCCGUUGGUACAAAUGCCACCACUUCAACUGGCGACAGUGACGGCAGCACCGCGGUCUCCCACACCACCUCCCCUCUUUUGCUUCUUCUUGUUGUUGCGUGUGCGGCUGCGGUGGUGGCCGCGUGA